AUGUGUGUAGGUGGUGGGCUGUUUGGAUUUAUCACCAAGCCGAAAACAUCGUUAGGACGUGUUCGAAUUGUAUUUGUCGGUUUCAUUGUGCAGCUUGUUUUUUAUUAUUUGGUUUUCAUUAAUUUUCCAUCAGAUGCACCAGCAAACGAGACAAAUAAAGAAACAUAUUUUAAUUAUAAAUUAUUGAUAAGUCAGAUUCUGACUUUCGUUGGCUCGUUUCUGAUUGGUCUCGGCGAUUGUAGUUUCCAUACUCAACUAUUUAAUGUCUUAGCUAGUCAGUACAAAAACACGAGUGCGUCUGCUUUUGCUUUGUUUCAAUUAGUUCAAGGUGGAACAUCGGCUGUCGCUUAUGUUUAUGCAUCAAGUCUUGCUGUGGAAUACCAGUUACUAAUUUUAGUCAUUACUUUGCUGUUAAGCACAAUUGCUUUCUUUGUUGUUUUGUUUUCGAAUGCAAACAAUGAUUUGGAUGAAUCAUCUUCGUUAAUUAUAGGUUGA
Adineta ricciae is the source of this 495-nucleotide messenger RNA. The record is from the annotation of a GenBank genome assembly. Lineage: Eukaryota; Metazoa; Rotifera; Eurotatoria; Adinetida; Adinetidae.